AAACAACCAAUUCCAACGGUAAUCCUUCUUACUACUCCACAAGAACGUAAACAUGUGACGUAACCUCACUUUAUUAUUUCUUGUUUUUGUGUACAUUUUUGUAUUUUAUUUAUUUUUCUACAGUUAGCUUUUAUAUAUUUUCAUUAACAAAAUGUCUAUUAAAAACGCCAUCCGAAUUGUAAAUGUUGAUUACUACAUGUCAGCCCCCAUCCAAGACUUGGACAUCAUGUAUUCGGAUUUCCGAGGCUCCUCAAUAAGCCAGGUCCCGACAAUUCGCAUUUUUGGUUCAACAGCUGAAGGUCAAAAAAUUUGUUUGCACGUCCAUGGCGUCUUCCCCUAUUUGUACAUUCCGUACGACGGCUCUGAAGACUGCAACAGUCUCAAAUACCAAAUUGCCGCAAGCAUUGAUAAAGCCUUAAACGUGUCGUUCGGUCAAGCCUCAGCUUUGACCCAACACGUCUACAAAAUAACUCUAGUUUCUGGGAUUCCGUUUUAUGGCUACCAUACGCGGGAGCACCAGUUUUUCAAGAUUUAUUUGUACAAUCCUAAUUUAAUCCGCAAGGUUGGCAACAUGUUACAAAGCGAAGUGAUUCACGGCCGGUUGUACCAACCACACGAAUCGCACAUCCCCUACAUUUUACAAUUCAUGAUUGAUUAUAAUCUGCACGGAAUGAGUCGGAUUUUGCUCAACGAUCUUAAAUUCAGAGACGAUUCGCAUAAACAGAGCUACAGUCAACUCGAAGCUGAUACUUUGUGCGAAAAUAUUCUCAAUAGAUUGGAAAUAGCGGAUGGUAAAAUGGGGGUAAAUCCCGGAAUUGCCGCACUGUGGGAAGACGAGAAGCAAAGAUUGAGGGAUAAAGAGGAAGACUCGCAAAUGGGGCCUUGCUUGACUCUUGAACAUUCGCAAGUGGAGCCCACGAAGUCUCACGAAAUUUUCAAAAGAGCCCUCUUUGAAAAACUCUGUCUUUUGGAUGAUUCCAACGAGACUGUUGAUCAAAAUCUCAGUGUUUAUCCGGCUGAAACGCCCCAAAAUGAAAAUAUAAAAAACGCGUCUUUUGUUGAAACUCAUUCAAGUUUGAACGACAGUGUGGAUCUAAAUGCAACUUUUGACGAUGACGCCAGAGAUUUGUUUGAGAUUUUGCAAGAUUUGGGCCGGAGAAAUAACGAAAGUGAAGAAGCGGAUAGUAUUUUGUCGCAGUUGCCGAAGGAAGAAGACGAAGAAGAAGAAGAAGAGGAAGAAAACGAACUUGAUUUGAGCAUCUCAAUGGCUGAUACUACGCCGUUUAAAAAUAUUUUAGAAAGUAUGGAUGACGAUCUUGAUGUUACACUUAUCCCGCAACUGGACGGUUCCGGAGAUGAGAAGGAAAGGAAAAGUAAACAAAAAAGCAAAUACGGGUGUUUGCCCAUUUUUGUUCACAAUGGGCGGAGUCAAGAAAUCAGUGAACUGGAGCACGCCAAACGACGCCUAAAUUUCCAAAACAAUACGACAAUAUGCGAGGAUUACCUUGAAUGUGAAUACAGCCAAAAAAUCAAAAACAAAGAAAACAUUAUCGAUACUCGCAACUUAACCGUCGCCGAACUAUACGACCUACAAACCAACUACAAACCGAAAGAGGGCUGUUCGACCAUCCUCACCCAAAACUCCGACACCGACUUGAAACUAUCAUCAGAAUCUGACAUCUUCCACUCAAACCCAACUCCCCCAAAACUCACCAACUAUCUAACCCCUUCAAUCAAACCUCCAACCCGAAGCGAAAUUUUCCAAAACUUAGACUCUCUCAAUUUACCCAAAAUCGUCCACGAAACACCAUUUUACAGCGACGCCUCUGACGUGACAAACAGUGUCGAGAUCGGCCACUCGAUUUUAAAAAUCCCAAGCAAAACUACGGCCCAUUUGGAAGAGUUCCAAAGUUUGUACCCCGGCUUGGAGACCUAUCGCCGGGAAAAAAUGCCACCAAACAUAAAAUGGACCCACGAUAAUGUUAAAAAAGUUAAACUCUCGUUCUGUAGUGCCGAUCAAAUCGUAAUAACCCCCUUAAUUGGGGCCCCCAGUGUUCGCGACGCCGAAAUUUGGUUGAAAAAACGCCCAGUUCUUAAACCUGCCAGGAGUGAAAAAAUCAAAAUCAAACUUCCAGUUAGUCCGGAUCGAAUUGACGAAAGCGACUUGGAACUAACUUUAUCGCUCACCCAACCGGUCAAGAAAGAUAACUCGUGUCAGAUCACCGGAACCAGUCUUGAUAACACGUACGGUUUUAAAAUGACACCGGAGAAUUUCCAAAAUGCUAAGGCCCUAAACGAGUGUCAAUACCUUACGAUUUUAUCGCUAGAACUUCACAUAGAGACUCGAGGGGACUUAAGGCCGGACCCGGCAUAUGAUUCAAUCCGUGCCGUUUUUUACAAAAUUGUCGAAGACGGGCCUGGUGGUACCACAAGUGGGGUCAUAACCCUUGACGGAGUGAAACCAAGCGAAGUCCGUUGCGAUUUAUUGAACGUUUCAACUGAGGAAGAAUUGUUGAACGAGUUAGUCAAGUUGGUCCAAAACCACGAUCCCGAUAUUUUGGUCGGUUAUGAGAUUGAAAUGUGUUCCUGGGGGUAUUUGCUUGACCGGGGUCAAGCCCUUGGGCACGCCCUUGUCACUUCCUUAGCCCGGGUGAGGGAGAAACACAGUCGCAAUGAGGAUAGUUUGCGGAUCACUGGCCGUAUUUUACUGGACGUUUGGAGGCUGUUACGGCACGAAGUGGCCCUUCAGAGUUACACGUUCGAAAACAUCGUCUAUCAUUUAUUGCAUCAAAGAAUACCGUUGUAUUCCUUCAAACAACUGGCGCUUUGGUGGCACAACCCUUUAUUCCGCCACCGGACCAUUUCGCACUACUUGUUCCGAACGAGUGGUGUUUUGCAAAUUUUGGAACAACUGGACUUAAUCGGACGCACGAGCGAACUGGCGCGACUUUUCGGGAUCCAGUUUUUCGAAGUCUUGUCACGCGGGUCGCAAUUUCGGGUCGAAUCAAUGAUGUUACGUCUAGCUAAGCCGUUAAAUUUCAUCCCCGUGUCUCCAAGUGUGCAACAACGGGCCAAAAUGAAAGCCCCGGAGUUUCUCCCUUUGAUCCUCGAGCCGGAGUCGAAACUGUACGUUGAUCCGGUCAUAGUGCUUGAUUUUCAAAGUUUGUACCCGUCAAUGAUCAUCGCUUAUAACUACUGCUUCUCGACUUGUUUGGGCAAAGUGGCCAAUUUGGGUAAAAACGCCCCGUUUGAGUUUGGCGCCACCCAGCUUAAAGUAUCAAAAAAACAAGUAGAGAAAUUGUUAAAUGACGAUUGUGUUAAUUUUUCGCCAUGUGGGGUCGCUUUUGUGAAGAAACAAGUGCGUGAUGGGAUUCUCCCCAGGAUGUUGCGAGAGAUACUUGAUACUCGCCUCAUGGUGAAAAACGCAAUGAAACGAAACAAGGACGAUCAGUUGUUGCAAAAGGUGCUUCACAGUAGACAGCUGGGGUUGAAGUUGAUCGCAAACGUGACUUAUGGCUACACUUCGGCCAAUUUCAGUGGGCGGAUGCCGGCGGUCGAAGUGGGUGAUAGUGUGGUGAGUAAAGGGCGAGAGACGCUACAGAGGGCUAUAGAGUUGGUGGAAACGACCAAAGAAUGGGGUGCGAGAGUUGUUUAUGGGGAUACUGAUUCGUUGUUUGUGCUAGUAAAGGGGAAAAGUCGGGAGGAGGCGUUCGAAAUUGGGAAAAAAAUUGCAGAUGCUGUUACGAAAGCAAACCCUGAUCCGGUCAAACUCAAACUGGAGAAAAUCUACCAUCCUUGUAUCCUCCAGACGAAGAAACGGUACGUGGGGUAUAUGUAUGAAAGUCCAGAUCAAACAGAACCGAUUUAUUUGGCGAAAGGGAUUGAGACUGUGCGGAGGGAUGGGUGUCCGGCUGUAUCAAAAAUGUUGGAAAAAUGUUUACGACUAUUAUUCGAAACGAAAGACGUCAGUUUGGUCAAAAAAUACGUCUUGCGCCAAUUAGAUAAGAUUUUAACAGGUCGUGUAAGUCUCCAAGACCUGACAUUCGCUAAAGAAUACAGAGGAGCCUCUGGCUACCGCCCCGGUGCUUGCGUUCCGGCUUUAGAACUCGCGAGAAAAUGGACCUCUGUGGACCGACGAAGCGAGCCAAGGAGAGGCGAACGCGUCCCUUACAUAAUAGCAAACGGCCCUCCUGGAGUGCCAUUAAUCCGUUUAGUGCGAAGCCCCCGUGAAUUUUUAACCGAUGCGAGUUUACGACCGAAUGCCAUCUACUACAUCACCAAAGUCAUAAUUCCGCCAAUUAACCGUUGUUUCAAUUUAAUCGGCGCCGAUUUGAACGCGUGGUUUAACCAAAUGCCGCGGAAACAGUUCCAGUAUUUGCGAAACGCUUCGCCUGUGAAAAAAAGCACGAUUUCGCAAUAUUUCGUUUCAAAUAGUUGUGCCAGUUGUGGGGAACAGACACAGAACGAUUUGUGCGAAAAGUGUCGGGAGAGGACGCAAAGCACGGCGGUUGUUUUGCACGAGAAAGUGCGGAUUUGGGAACAGAGUUAUUAUAACAUCAAUAUGAUUUGUCAGUCUUGUACGGGUAUUUUUGAUGACAACGCUUGUUUAUCAUUAGAUUGUCCUGUUCUGUAUAGGAUAAAUCAAACAUCGCGUGAUUUGGAGCAAGCCAAAUACGUGCGUGAAGUGAUUAAUACUCUAAAAGUCUAGUCAUGUUUAUUAAAAUAAAAAAAUAUUUUUGAUAAAAA
Molecule: messenger RNA, 4746 nt
Organism: Tribolium castaneum (red flour beetle)
Lineage: Eukaryota; Metazoa; Arthropoda; Insecta; Coleoptera; Tenebrionidae
Gene: PolZ1
Product: DNA polymerase zeta subunit 1
Exons: 7
Coding region: 152-4708 (1518 amino acids)
Biological process (GO): double-strand break repair via homologous recombination; error-prone translesion synthesis
Cellular component (GO): zeta DNA polymerase complex; nucleus
Molecular function (GO): DNA-directed DNA polymerase activity; nucleotide binding; DNA binding
Source: RefSeq, a predicted model, not a curated record